AUGCAACCCCCUCCGCAGUCAGGAUGUCAAAAAAGAUUUGAUGAUCACUCCUCUGUUCAAAAGCCAGAAAGAAAAAUGUAUCCCAAUCAUCCACCUUCUCAUGUCCAUCACAACAAUUAUUACCAGCAGAUUCCAUCACAACAACAACAACCUCUCGUGUACAAUAGUCCACAACACUAUCAACCCUCUCCACAACAACAACAACAGUUUGGAUCCACUCAAUAUCAGAACUACUACGGAAUCACUUCUCCUCCUCCUCCGAUGAUGAUGGAGAACUAUUCCCAGCAACCACAACAUCAACAACCCGUAGUAGUGAUGGGUGGAUCUUCCAUGCAAACUCAAUCAACACCCCUUAUGGGUUUGGGUUUGGGUUUGGGUUUGGGUUUGGGUUUGGGUUUGGGUUUGGGUUUGGGUUUGGGUUUGGGUUUGGGUUUGGGUUUGGGUUUGGGUUUGGGUUUGGGUUUGGGUUUGGGUUUGGGUUUGGGUUUGGGUUUGGGUUUGGGUUUGGGUUUGGGUUUGGGUUUGGGUUUGGGUUUGGGUUUGGGUUUGGGUUUGGGUUUGGGUUUGGGUUUGGGUUUGGGUUUGGGUUUGGGUUUGGGUUUGGGUUUGGGUUUGGGUUUGGGUUUGGGUUUGGGUUUGGGUUUGGGUUUGGGUUUGGGUUUGGGUUUGGGUUUGGGUUUGGGUUUGGGUUUGGGUUUGGGUUUGGGUUUGGGUUUGGGUUUGGGUUUGGGUUUGGGUUUGGGUUUGGGUUUGGGUUUGGGUUUGGGUUUGGGUUUGGGUUUGGGUUUGGGUUUGGGUUUGGGUUUGGGUUUGGGUUUGGGUUUGGGUUUGGGUUUGGGUUUGGGUUUGGGUUUGGGUUUGGGUUUGGGUUUGGGUUUGGGUUUGGGUUUGGGUUUGGGUUUGGGUUUGGGUUUGGGUUUGGGUUUGGGUUUGGGUUUGGGUUUGGGUUUGGGUUUGGGUUUGGGUUUGGGUUUGGGUUUGGGUUUGGGUUUGGGUUUGGGUUUGGGUUUGGGUUUGGGUUUGGGUUUGGGUUUGGGUUUGGGUUUGGGUUUGGGUUUGGGUUUGGGUUUGGGUUUGGGUUUGGGUUUGGGUUUGGGUUUGGGUUUGGGUUUGGGUUUGGGUUUGGGUUUGGGUUUGGGUUUGGGUUUGGGUUUGGGUUUGGGUUUGGGUUUGGGUUUGGGUUUGGGUUUGGGUUUGGGUUUGGGUUUGGGUUUGGGUUUGGGUUUGGGUUUGGGUUUGGGUUUGGGUUUGGGUUUGGGUUUGGGUUUGGGUUUGGGUUUGGGUUUGGGUUUGGGUUUGGGUUUGGGUUUGGGUUUGGGUUUGGGUUUGGGUUUGGGUUUGGGUUUGGGUUUGGGUUUGGGUUUGGGUUUGGGUUUGGGUUUGGGUUUGGGUUUGGGUUUGGGUUUGGGUUUGGGUUUGGGUUUGGGUUUGGGUUUGGGUUUGGGUUUGGGUUUGGGUUUGGGUUUGGGUUUGGGUUUGGGUUUGGGUUUGGGUUUGGGUUUGGGUUUGGGUUUGGGUUUGGGUUUGGGUUUGGGUUUGGGUUUGGGUUUGGGUUUGGGUUUGGGUUUGGGUUUGGGUUUGGGUUUGGGUUUGGGUUUGGGUUUGGGUUUGGGUUUGGGUUUGGGUUUGGGUUUGGGUUUGGGUUUGGGUUUGGGUUUGGGUUUGGGUUUGGGUUUGGGUUUGGGUUUGGGUUUGGGUUUGGGUUUGGGUUUGGGUUUGGGUUUGGGUUUGGGUUUGGGUUUGGGUUUGGGUUUGGGUUUGGGUUUGGGUUUGGGUUUGGGUUUGGGUUUGGGUUUGGGUUUGGGUUUGGGUUUGGGUUUGGGUUUGGGUUUGGGUUUAGGUUUAGGUUUGGGUUUGGGUUUGGGUUUAGGUUUGGUUUAG
Molecule: messenger RNA, 1881 nt
Organism: Naegleria fowleri
Lineage: Eukaryota; Heterolobosea; Eutetramitea; Acrasida; Naegleriidae
Exons: 1
Coding region: 1-1881 (626 amino acids)
Source: RefSeq, a predicted model, not a curated record